GUGAUGAGAGAGCGAGAGGAGGAGAUUGACUGAAUUUCACGGAUAAGGGAGGAGCCAGGUUACCAAGGUGAAUACCGUUUAUGCUUCGUAUAGCCUGUUUCUCAUUUCCACGGCACGACUGACGGUCGAUCGUGAGCCAAACGAACAUCGCUCGUGAAAGGCAAUACCGACCACGGACCUGAGAAUACGAGAAACUUAGCGUCACGCACCAAAUAUUACAGCGACAACGAUGGAUGGGAAAAUAAGCAAAGCACAGACAUAACUGCACAGUCAACACGACUCAAUAACGGGCACCAGAUUCCCGAGCGCGCUCAUUGUAACGGAGCGGAGUGACUGAUCCAAUCUUUCUGACACACGUUCGAUCCGCGACAGUGGGCGCGUGGGGACGGAGACACAGAAACGCUGGAACCGGUGGAACCCUGUGGGUUUCUUAGGUGAGGGAAACGACCGCCUGGGGCCUGGCGCUCCGGGGGGUGGGGGGGGGGGGUUGGACGCAGAACGUCGGAAGCGAGACGGAACCGUACGGAACCGUGUGCCCUGGUGGAACCAGCUGUUCUCCACGAGGCACCCAUGUGACCUUGGCAGGAAGAACAAUUGGGUUUGCCUGGCCUUCUGACCUGCAGUACCAGAGCUGGCCUCUAGGCAGUUACCUGGAGAGAAUCUGAACCACUUUUUCCAGGAGGAUAUAUGACAACGGUCAUUGCGUCAGGAUUUUACCUCCAACACUGACAGAGUAAGAGGACUACAUCCUCCAAACCAGGACUUCAACUCCCAUCAGGACCAUAUCCCACCCCCUGUGGGAAAAAAUCAUCUGAUGACAUUGGACCAGUAGUGCUGGCCAGUAGUCUAUCUUCCUCCUCCUCUCUCCCUUCAUCCCUCCCUCCUUCCAUCCCACUUCCUCUCCCUCCCUCCUUUUCUCUAUCCCUUAAUCCCUCCCUUCCUUUCCAUCCUCCCUCCUAUCAUCUCUCCCUACCAUCAUCCCUCCCUCCAUCAAUCCCAUCCUCCUUUCCUUUAUCCCUCCCUCCGUCACCAUGGUGAUGUCCCCGGGCACGUCCACCUUCCUGGCGUGCUUCGCGGGCUUCUGGCUGGUGUGGGCGCUCAUUGUGAUGCUGUGCUGCUUCUGCAGCUUCCUGCAGCGCCAGCUCAAACGCCGCCGCGACCAGCGGCUGAGGGAACAGUGCCUCCGCACCCUGGAAACGGAGCCCCACGACUGCCUCAGGGGUUACCCCUCCCUCAGGGAGGCCCCCCAGUUCUGCCCCCCGCACACCCCCUACACCCUGCCCCAGGGCCACUGGGCCGGCGGCCAAGAUACGGACGUGUUCGGGAAGCCCCCCUGCUACGAGGAGGCAGUUCUGAUGGAGGAUCCCCCUCCCCCCUACAGCGAGGUCCUAGCCGAUCCCCGGGGGGGCACUUACACCAAGCCGGCCCCCCGGCCUCCCCGAGACCUCCAGGAGCAUCACCAGGUGGAGACCAGCAAGCCUCCCCCAGCCACGGUGCUCCCCGACCGGGCCUACUCCUCUCUGAUCCGGCUGCCUACCUCCAGGGGCUGGGACUCCCUGGGACACCUGUUCUCCACCAUUGACCUGAACCACAACACACUGGCCUCCCAGCCCCCGGCCUUCCUGCAGGCGUCCGCCAUCGCCACCAUGCCCCGGCAGGGCCGGACUCACCCAGGGCUGGGUCUGCAGGGGCUCCAGGGUCUGAGGGGGCUGGAGCAGAACUGUGGCCUGCCCACGGCCUACCCUCUGCUGGGCCGCAGCACCGCUGUGUAACGGCUGGAGCUCCUGGAGCUCGGGCUGGGGUGGAGGCAGGAGAGUGUGGCUGGGAAUGAGGCUGGUGCUGUAUUCAUGAACAGCUGUGCUGGGUGACUUUCGUUUGAUUUGAACUGAGGAGGUGCCUCUGAAACGCAAGGGAAAGGGAGGGAGGGAUGAAGGGAUUGAGAGAGGGAUGGAGGGAGGGCGGAGGAAGAGAGAACCCCCACAACAAACCCCACACCAGAGACUAAGAGAGAGACAGAAUCCUGCUGUCUCCCCUAGACCCCUGAUGGAUAAAGACACUUUACAAUCCCUCUGUCUCUCUCUCUCUCUCUACAGUCAUCCCUCUCUCAUCCGUCUCCCCCCUCGUCUCCCCCCUCCCCUCGUCUCUCCGCUGUCUGAGUCUUCGCCUGUCUCAUGCAGAGACUCCGCUGAGCGCUGAGUCUGCUGUUGCCAUGGCUCCCGGGAACCGUCUGUAGCCGGCGACGACCCCCCCGCAGGACAUCUCCUCUCUCCACGGAAGCUUCUAGACAUUCUUGACAUGCUCUCAGUCCUCACCAACGACGCCAGGGACCCCAGCGGACAGUUGAGGUGCAUUCACUGUGGGCUCCAGAGAGACAGGGUUGCGCAACCAGUUAAACACCCCGGUCCUUUCUCUCGAGGCGUCGCCGUCAAAACAGGAAGAUCUAUCUGUCUGUCUGUGGCCGACCUGCUGUUAAAACUCUGCGUCAUACUGGAACGAGGGAGAAAAGAGGGACCAAAAAUGGCGGUUGUCGGCCUCCGCCGGUGGUUAGCGACGGCACGGAUGUGUCAGGUGGUCGAGAGGUUGCCGUGGCGGUCUGUGAAUAUCAAUGUGAUGUGAGGGGGGGGGGGGUGGAGGGGGGCUUCUAAUUUAUCAGGCCAAUGAAGAACAGAACACUGGCGGGGGAGGGUGAGGGACAGAGAGACACCGGGAGGAAAAUAUUAAGCGAGAAAGACGAGAGAGAGAGUGGAUGAAAGAGGGCGAGAGAAACAGAAAGGUAAUGGAGCAAAGGGAAGGAGUGAGAAAAAGAGGGGGGGGAGAGAGACAGUGGGAGAGAGAGAGAAUAGGUCUCCUAUUGAUGACCUACUAUGAAUGGGGUAUCCGGUUUCCUUCCUCUUCUGUUAAGCAGUAAUUGACUUCCUGUUGCCCCUGUCCAUCAGGAAGAGUUUUAUGGAAACGUGGAUCUGUUUUCUCUCUGUCUCCGCCCCUCCCUCCCUCCCUCGCUCGCUUACAAUAACUCGGACCUCUCAUCGAGUGCUUUAUGGAAAAAGGAAUCGGCUUUCCUCUCUCCUUUCCUGCACAUCUCUCAAACACAACAUUAUCACAGCCCUGACACCAUAAACACACACAGCACAAACACUCUCAUUCCACACACACAACACAUGGCCACCGCCAUUAAGAGGGCUGUUGCAGAGUUCUACCAACACGAGCUCUCUCUCUCUCUCUGAAGGGCCGCACCCUCCUCCCUACCUUGCAUAGGGAGAAGCAUUUAAGGUGCAUUUGAUUCGCCCCACACAGUUGGCACCUUUUUAUUUGACAUUUCCAAUCGGACGCUUUUUAAUGAUGACAUCAAGUGCUCCUCACUUGUGGAUUUGUGUCUGUGCUCUGGUGUAGGCUGAAUGUUGCCUCGUUGCCUCCCAAAGACCACUUAGCGGUAAGUGUAACUCUGGGCUCCAUGUGACUGCUACCAAGGGCACACAACAGAAUGGAAUAAUUGGCUGCAAUUAGCAUAACCUGAAAGCUGUAGCCAAUGAGAGAAGGUUACAAAACAAGCGCGUUUCUAUGUCAUUAGGGCAUAUUUGUAGCGUGUUUUUCGAUUUAAUUGGUUUGUUUGAAUGGCUGUCAUCGAGAGAAAGGCUGCGGACACGAGGAUGCGCGUGAGGUGAAGAGGUUGGUUAGCGAGCCGUUGAGGAUGAUGACGUUGAGGAUGAAGAAGGGUGAGAUGAAGAAAAGGGGCAGGCACUUAAAAAAAAAAUACUGUUGGUUACUGUUGAGUUAGAAACUAUCUUAGUAGGAAUGUUGGGACAUUGUACUGAAUUCUGGUCUUGUCACAGACUAUCCUUGGGUCACUCGUAAAAGAGCCCUUAUGUCCAAUUUUACUUUCUGUUAUUCUGUUUCUUGAGCAGUGUCUAGGACAGCGAGGAUACAUAGUUCCUAGCAGAAUAGAAAAGAAGAUGAAGAUAUUUUUAUACCAAAUGGAAAUGAAAUAAAGUGUACAGUAUAUGAACUUGCAUUCAGACAAUCAUUUGGAGGGUUCAUGAAUGUUUUCAAGGGAAACAAGAAUAAAGUAUCUAAAUGUCCAUGCUGUAACUAAGUGUCAAUGCAGUAUUUCAUUUAAGGUGUCUGUAUCUAUGAUUAAAUGUUGAACGUUGUAUAUUA
Messenger RNA from Osmerus eperlanus (European smelt), 4155 nucleotides. RefSeq names its product proline-rich protein 7. Lineage: Eukaryota; Metazoa; Chordata; Actinopteri; Osmeriformes; Osmeridae. The record is from RefSeq and is a predicted model, not a curated record. The coding region runs from base 1032 to 1772 and encodes 246 amino acids. The transcript has 4 exons.